AUGUAUCAAAAGUUGACGUGUUCUUUAGAGCGAGCAGGAAAUUUCCAAUUUGAGCAUUGGGGAAUCAGUGUGCUGGCCAAGUUCAGAGCUGAAGAACGGUUGGUUCCAUUGGACUCUGAGCGGCAAAGCGGCGGCGAGCGCUCGGUCACUACAAUUCUUUACCUAAUGGCGCUGCAGCAGAAUGCUCUGUCGCCAUUUCGGAUUGUCGACGAAAUUAACCAGGGCAUGGACCCACGAAACGAGAGACUCAUUCACAAAUUAAUUGUGCAUGCGAUUGCGCCACGUAGUGCCGAUGCAAACACGAAUUCGGAAUGCGUUAAGUCUCUGGGAUCGCAGUAUUUUCUGAUCACGCCAAAGCUCCUACUUGACCUUGAAUAUGCAGAGCAUACCAAGUUAUUGUGUGUUUUAAACGGCACAGGGCUAGCGGAUCAGCUUCCGCCGACAUUAACAACCCCUUGGGCAUCUUGA
Molecule: messenger RNA, 468 nt
Organism: Mitosporidium daphniae
Lineage: Eukaryota; Fungi; Microsporidia
Exons: 1
Coding region: 1-468 (155 amino acids)
Biological process (GO): double-strand break repair via homologous recombination
Cellular component (GO): Smc5-Smc6 complex
Molecular function (GO): ATP binding; ATP hydrolysis activity
Source: RefSeq, a predicted model, not a curated record